UGUAGGGCUUUUGGGACAAACAACUUCACCGGUUUUCUCCCGUCCGAGCUUGGGAAUUUAGUGAAAUUACAAGAGCUCUACAUUGAUAGUUCUGGAGUUGUUGGUGAGAUUCCUUCAACAUUUGCUAAUUUAAAAAGCCUCCAGACAGUGUGGGCAUCAGACACUAGGCUAGCAGGCAGGAUACCUGACUUCAUAGGGAAUUGGUCAAAGCUUACUACCUUGAGGCUUGAAGGAAACUCUUUUGAAGGUCCAAUACCCUCAACAUUUUCCAGUUUGACAUCUCUGCAAGACUUGAGAAUAAGUGACUUGUCUAAUGGGAGCUCUUCACUGGCAUUUAUAAAUAAUAUGAAAUCUCUAAGUAUCUUGAUGUUGAGGAAUAAUAAUAUUUCUGAUUCAAUUCCAUCCAAUAUAGGGGAAUACCUAAAGUUGACACAGCUGGAUUUGAGCUUCAACAACAUAACAGGACAGAUUCCAGUCUCGCUUUUCAAUUUGAGUUCGCUCUCUCACCUGUUUCUUGGAAAUAACAAGUUAAGCUACAUUGUGCCUGCGCAAAAAAGCACGUCUCUUCUCAAUGUUGAUUUGUCUUACAAUAAUUUAGAGGGAAGCUUUCCUUCUUGGGUCAGCGACAAAAAUUUGCAACUUAAUUUAGUUGCCAACAAUUUCACAAUAAGUUCAAACAGCAGUGUUUUGCCUUCAGAAUUGAACUGUCUUCAACGGGGUUUUCCUUGCAAUCAAGGCACUGGAAGAUAUUAUAACUUUUCAAUAAAGUGUGGUGGUCCUCAGAUUACCUCUUCUAGAGGGAUUGUGUAUGAGAGGGAUAAUGAGACACUUGGUCCAGCUACAUAUUAUGUGAUUAACACAGACAGGUGGGCAGUUAGCAAUGUUGGAUAUUUUAGUGGGACCAAUAGUCCUACGUAUACAAGUUCUUCGUCAUCUCAGUUCAAGAAUACUUUAGACCCAGAGCUGUUCCAAACAGCUCGAAUAUCUGCUUCAUCAUUAAGAUACUAUGGCCUAGGGCUUGAGAAUGGAAACUACACUGUGAACCUCCUGUUUGCCGAAACAGCUUUUGAAGACAGAAUCACUUGGAAAAGUCUUGGGAGGCGUGUCUUUGAUAUUUAUAUCCAGGGAAAACUUUUUGAAAAGGAUUUUGACAUACAAAAGGAAGCCGGUGGUGCCUCUUUCGUAGCUGUUUCGAAGGUAUAUAAGGUUCAGGUAUCAGAAAACUACCUUGAAAUCCAUCUCUUUUGGGCUGGAAAAGGGACUUGCUGUGUACCUGCUCAAGGUACUUAUGGAACUUCAAUUUCAGCCAUCAGUGCUACCCCAGAUUUCACACCCACUGUUAGUAACAACCCUCCAAGCAACAGCAAGAAUAGGACCAGUCUGAUUGUGGGUCUCGUUGGUGUUGGAGUUUUGAGCUUUUUGUCUGUUUUCAUGGUUUUAUAUGUUAUUCGAAGAAGAAAACCCCCAAUCAAUGAUGAUGAAGAGCUCCUUGGGAUAGAUGCUAAAACAUUCACUUUCAGCUAUGCUGAACUAAAGACAGCUACAGAAGAUUUUAGUCCUGAUAAUAAGCUUGGAGAGGGAGGCUUUGGACCUGUUUAUAAGGGAACACUUAAUGAUGGGAGAGUAAUUGCUGUGAAGCAACUCUCGGUUACAUCACACCAAGGAAAGAACCAAUUCAUAACUGAGAUUGCUACUAUAUCGGCUGUGCAACACCGUAACCUUGUGAAGUUGUAUGGAUGUUGCAUUGAGGGAGAUAAACGACUCCUUGUGUAUGAGUAUCUAGAGAAUAAAAGUCUUGAUCAAGCAUUAUUUGGAAAAAGACCUUUGAAUCUCAAUUGGUCAACACGCUUUGAUAUAUGCUUGGGUGUAGCAAAAGGUUUAGCUUAUCUUCAUGAGGAGUCACGGCUUCAAAUUGUACACAGAGAUGUGAAGGCUAGUAAUAUCCUACUUGACGCUGAUCUCAUCCCCAAGAUAUCAGACUUCGGCUUGGCCAAGCUUUAUGAUGAUAAAAAGACUCACAUAAGCACCCGUGUUGCAGGGACCAUUGGGUAUCUUGCACCGGAGUACGCCAUGCGUGGGCACCUUACAGAGAAGGCUGAUGUGUUUGCCUUUGGUGUUGUAGCUCUAGAGCUUGUUAGUGGGAGGCCAAAUUCUGACUCAAGCUUAGAAGAAGAAAAAAUAUAUCUUCUUGAAUGGGGUUGGCAGUUGCAUGAAAACAACCGUGAAGUUGAUCUUGCAGACUCUAAAUUAUCAGAAUUCAAUGAGAAAGAAGUAAAAAGACUGAUAGGAAUAUCUCUUUUGUGCACUCAAGCAUCCCCAACAUUGCGACCAUCAAUGUCACAUGUGGUGGCAAUGCUCUCAGGAGAUAUUGAAGUGAACACUGUAACUUCAAGACCAGGAUAUUUGACAGAUUGGAAAUAUGAUGAUAUAACCAACGUAACCAGUGAGGGUGCAACUGAUACUAGCUAUUUCAACUCAUCAUCAGCCAAUAAAAGCAUUAUGGGUGAUGUAGGGAAUUCACAAGCAAAUGCUUCUAAACCUGUGCUUGGUGAUACUAUCAAAUAGGGUUGAUGAGAAUUCGUCAUUUUUUUUCUUCAAAUUUUUUCUUGUGUGUAAAUUAAAAAGAUUUUUGUGUAUUUAUAUAAUCAUGGAUGUAAUUGUUUAGCAUGGAUUUUGCAAUCUUCCUUUGGUGAGUUUGACACCGUAAUUCCUUAAGUGUCUUGUGACAAAAACACUAUCAAAUGUGACGCACUAUUCAAGAAGUUAUAGAAAUGUUUCACAUGGAGAUUUA
Messenger RNA from Quercus robur (English oak), 2791 nucleotides. Its product is annotated as probable LRR receptor-like serine/threonine-protein kinase At1g56140. Gene Ontology annotation, molecular function: ATP binding; protein kinase activity; protein binding. The transcript has 19 exons. NCBI's taxonomy places the organism in Eukaryota, Viridiplantae, Streptophyta, Magnoliopsida, Fagales, Fagaceae. The annotation marks the transcript as partial. Gene Ontology annotation, biological process: protein phosphorylation. The record is from RefSeq and is a predicted model, not a curated record.